Molecule: messenger RNA, 1051 nt
Organism: Ilex paraguariensis (yerba mate)
Lineage: Eukaryota; Viridiplantae; Streptophyta; Magnoliopsida; Aquifoliales; Aquifoliaceae
Source: the annotation of a GenBank genome assembly
UCACUGUAUCAGCCUCCGAUUCUCUCUGUAACAGCCACGUUUCCUAAUCUAGCUUCUUUGUAUUAUUCUUUCUCCGCCACCCUCCUCCAAAUCUUUUUUCCCUCUCUAUCUAUUCUCUCGAAUUGCAAUUGCAGAUCAUCUUGAAGAUGAGUGAUCAAGUGGUUUUACCGGUUGUAGGUAAUGGAAACUAUCACAACAACAACGAUGAUCACAGUCACAGUAACGUUUUGAACAUUUAUCCUCUCAGCUGUUACUAUUUUGGUUCCAAAGAAGCCGUCCCAUUCGAGGACGAAACCAUUGCCGAUCGUGUCCACCGCAUGAAAUCCAACUACGAUGCUUACGGAUUGAGGACUUGCGUUCAGGCUGUACUUCUGGUUGAAUUGUUCAAACAUCCUCAUUUGCUGUUGUUGCAAAUAAGGAAUUCCAUACUUAUGCUCCCAGGCGGUCGCUUAAGACCAGGUGAAUCAGAUAUUGGUGGCUUGAAGCGUAAGCUUUCAAGCAAGCUAUCUAUUGAUAAAGAUGGUGGCCGACCUGAUUGGGAGGUGGGAGAAUGCCUUGGGAUGUGGUGGAGACAUAACUUUGAAACGCUGCUGUAUCCAUACUUGCCACCUAAUGUGAAAUGGCCGAAGGAGUGCAUUAAACUCUUUCUUGUGAAGUUACCUGCAAGUCAAAAGUUCAUUGUACCUAAAAACCUAAAGUUGCUUGCAGUUCCACUGUCUGAAAUUCAUGAAAGCCAAAAGAAAUACGGACCGAUAAUAUCAGGAAUCCCACAGCUGCUGUCCAAAUUCGCUGUGAACGUUGUAGAGUCCUGAAAUAUAGCAGUCUUCAGAAUUGACUUGGCUCUAAAGUGAGUAGAAAAACUUGUCAGAACAAUGUGUUGUAAAGAAACCAUAGCCAGCAGAUGUAAAUACCAAAGAUUCACUGUGAUAAUAUUAGCUUUCCUGAAGCUAUAUAUGUAAGUUAUUAUGGUCUUUCCCAAUGCAAUUCCUUUGUUGGAAUUCCUAAAUGCUUUCAAGUUUCUGAUUAACAAUUGUCCUGAUUACUCCUCAUU